AACUAUCAUUGAAGUGAUGAAAGUGCAAGAAACGUAGACGAGACAACGACGACAGCGCGACGACGUUGAAAUCAAUCGAAAGAGAAAAUUUUUAUUUGACCAACACUCAUGAAAAAGUGCUUAAAAAUCGGCAAUAACGCGUUUGCGGAAAUUGAAAAACUUUAAUAAAUUGGAAAAGUGCAAAAAAUCGUUUCGAGAUUUUUGUGGACGUGUAAAAUUUCAGUGUCGUCGUUGCGGCAGGUGCGCUGGAACGUCGCGAGGUGCGCCGUCGUCGAAAUCGAAACCAAAAACGUUGACAAAGCAUCGAAAUAAUUCCGUGUAUGGAAAAUAACCCCAAAAAUCUAUGAAAUCGAAUAAAAAUUAGUGUUCUAGGUUAGACCGUGGGUGCACAUACAAAAUUUCCUUUUCUUUUAUACAACGCGUAUGCGUUUGCUAAAGUGAGUGUAGUAACAGCGUACAGACGCAAUAAAUCUUGAAUCAAAAUAAUUAAAAACAAAAUGUGUGCUAAGUGUAGUGCGUAUCGCCAGCUGAUUUGAAAAGCAGAGGUGCUGGGCGUUAGAAACUCGCGCCUGGUAGUGUGCAAUCCACUAUUUUUUUAAUUUUAAGUGUAAAUAUUAUAUUUUUUCGUACGUGAGCGUGUGUGUGCAAUUCCGUAUUGCACCAUAAACCGAAAAAAUUCCGAAGUCAUCGGGCACCACCACGUUACAGCGUCUCAAGGCCAAAGCUGCAGGUGGUAGCGUGAAACGCAGUCGAACAGGCAGUGCAGCGGCUGGGGCAACAGUAACAGCGAGUAAUAGUAGCAGUGGGGGUGUUGGAGGAAGUGGUCGUUCAGCAGGCGGCCGUAAAUUUACAACAGGCAGUGUACAGCAAUUGCAACGAAGUGGCGGCGGUGCUGGACAGUGGGCAGCAGCGGCGGCGGCGACGACGACGACGACGACGAGUGGUGCAGGUCCUGGCGGUGGCAGCGGCGGAAAAUCCUAUACAACGUCGCCCAACUCGAUAUUUCAGGCUGAACAGGAACCGGCGUAUUUGCAUGGUUUUCAAUCGCCAAAUUACAACACCACAACUGCAACAACAACACCCACAAAAUCAUCAUAUCAACAAAAACAACAGCAACAACAACACCAGUCCAAUAACAACAAUUACAACUACAACUAUAACAACCAACACAACAACAACAGUAACACCAGUGCCAAUUAUACAAAUUAUUCAACAUACGCCAAUACAACAUUAUCGUCAUCGUCACAUACAAAAACCACAGCGCCUCAUACCAAACUCUCAACGGCUCCAGCUGGUUCAACGUCGACAACGACGACGAUGAUGAUGACCAAACAUAAAAGUUCGCUCGCCGAGCGCCUAAAUAUUGGCGAGGAAGUGCGCGAAUUAAAGCUUGGCUGCACAUUUAAUACGAAAAAUACAACGACCGCCUUUCACACGAUAAAAUAUGACUUUAAGCCAGCGAGUGUAGACAAAAGUAAAGUAGCUACUGUGGACGUCGGCUCCAACAAUCAAGUUACUGUUACCGUGCCAAAUCUAGUAAGUUCCGGUGUGCCUCAUACAGUUUAUAAGGGAAAUCACAGAAAAUACACAAAAGAAUGUUUGUUGAUUUAUGAUCGAAAAACCGGUGGUAUUACGUUCGAGAAAUUAAAUCACAAUAUACAAGUGAAAAAGACUAGGAGUGAAAUGACAAACAAGCCAAGUGCGUUAGCAGCUAAUGCAAACGUGCCAGCGCCUCAGCAAAUUAAGGAGAAUAGCACGAUGCGCAUCUCAUCGAAGACGAAAGUGUCGACAGGGAGUCGACGGAAUAAUAUAAUUGAUUUUAAGCCAAGAAACUCGCCAUCCGCGUCAGCUUCACCGUCUGCACCGCCAUCCAUACACAAAAGUCCACAAUCAGCUCCGGCCUGGAACGCGCACAAUACUCAAGCCACGUUGCCUAGCAUUCCAAUGAUCUUCGAUGACGAUGAUGAUGGCAUGUUUGGUCUGUCCUCUGCCGCUGGUAAUAGUCACACGCACGGUGGUGGUGUUGGUAGUGGCAGUGAUGCGGCGAAUAUAUCCACAUCGUCCUCGGCGUCGAGUCAUAAUAAUUCGGCGCAUGAAUAUCUUAUGCAGCAGCAACAACAGCAGCAGCACCAUCAACAACCCUCUCCGACAAAGCAGUCUAAGCAAUCGCAUCGUAACAAUCAAAAACGGCACAAUAAUCUUAGUUCGGCGGCGACAGCGGCAUUGACAAGUGCGUCUACGACGACGGCGACGACGACGACUGCGGCGACGGCGCCUAGUCGUAGCGGCAAGCAAACAAAACACAAUCGCAUGGAGCAACGAACUUCCUCGCCGCAAAACUUUGCACAGCAACAACAAAGGCAACAACAGCACAAUCACUAUCAGCAGCAACAGCAACAGCACCAGCAAUCAAGCAACAAUCGCAUGUACUCUUCCUCCUCAAACACCACAUCCUCAGCUCAUUUGUCCAAUGGUGGCAUUGCUGGCUAUCACAGCAGCAGCAACAAUCUAUCUAUGGGCAAUCAUACGGGCAGCAAUCAUAUAAUGCAACAGCAGCAUCAGAUGCAACAGCAGCAGCACAUGCCAGGCAUGGCAUCGCCAAACGAUGAAAUGGCCAAUGCGGCGGCGCAGCUAGAGCAGCAAAUUCUCGGCCUCAGCUCAUCCAGUUCGAGUUCUGGUUCUGAUUCGAGCGGCAGUGAUAGUGGCAGUGACUCAGACGAUAGCAGUGAUGAUGAUGUUGGCGCUGGCAAUCAGCAACAACAGCAGCAGCAUCAAAUGCAUCAGUUGCCAAAUCUAAUGUCAGCGCUUCCGCCAAUGACUGCAGCUGCGCCACAACAACAUAAUCGCAAUACACACACGUCUGGCUAUGCGUCGUCCAACAGCAAUAACCACAUGAAUAGCCACAACAGCAAUAAUGGUGCAUUUACAAGUGAUCUGCUGCAAAACGAUCUACAACUGUCCUCAAAUUCUUCCGAUGACGACGAUGAUUAGUGGGCAUGCAUGCUAGAGAUAUGUAUGUGUGUACAUACGCGCUACAUUUGCACACAAAAACAUACAUACAUAUAGUAUGAAAAAAAAAACUGAAACUUACAUACACAUAGAAUUGUGCAGCUGUUUUUAUUUUUGAAAUUGUUUAUUUAGCUGUGUGUGGGUUGUGUACUAUUUAAAGCGUAUUUAUACAUAUACUCUAGCUAUAUAAUUAUUCUUUAUAGUUUAGGCAACUAAUUUUCUUUAGGAAUUUUUAAAUAAAAUAAUAAUUAUUUUUAAAUAAAAUAAUAAUUAUUUUUUGUUUUAAUGAGAAUUUAAAUUUAUGAAUCGCCCGCAUAAAAAAAACAAAGUUGUACUCUUUUGUUGCUAAGCUUCAAAUCGCUGAAUUUGUUUAUAAUUUUCCUGUUGUAAUAUAAGCAUAAGAAACGCGAAAACGUGCAAGAGAGUAAGAAGGGGGCGAAACGAGGGUUAGGGAAGAGAAUUUAAUACUAGUAAAAUUGAAAACUUAUUAAAUAAUGCUACAUUAAAUUAAGUACGCAUGUACUAAUUAAAUAAUAAAAAAAAACUAUGUGAAUUUUUUUUUUGUAAAAAGCAGCGCUUUAAGUGAUGAGCAUAACUGAAAUUAGUAAAUAAAUACAAAAAACGAAAAUACGCAUAUAGAAAACUAAGGGAACUUGAAAAGCGUGCCGAAGGAAAUGCGUAAGGCAUAAAAAGGGAAAAUUGAAAUAGAAUAGUUGAAAACAUAGCAAAAUAGCAUUAACAUAUGGAAAAUGCAUACAAACGAAUGAAAUUGCCAAUUUGUAUAUUUAAAUAAUUUUUUGUCAUUUAUUUUUGUAUAAAAUAAGUAAAUAAGUUUAGUUAAAUAAUGAAGUGAGAUAGUAUAGUAUGGAGUAUGUUAAUACGAAAAAUGUGUGAGAAUAAGUCAAAACAAAAAUACGUAGUAAACGAAAACAAUGAACAGCAAAUAUGCAAUCAGCAAUUGUGAAAAAUUAAUGAAACGAGAUUUAUAACAAAAAUAUAAAAAUAAAAUAUAAAAGGGCAAAUAAGCGUACUUUAAUAAAAUACGUACACACAACCGUAUGUAUGCGUAUUACCAUUAUAUGUAUGUAUAUGUAAUAUGCAUGAUAAAACAACUGCAACAUAAAGUUGGCUAAAACCGAGAUUUUGUAAAAUGUAUACAAGUAAUUUAUUUUUAUAGUUUUCGUCCUAAAAUUAUUAAUUAACACUAUAGUUUACUACGUUUUAGCACUGAAUAUAAAAUUUCACUGCUCUUAAAAUAUCUGGAAAAAAGUGAUUGCUGCACACGUGUGAUAUGCGUUAGAAUUUGCUUUCGAAUUGUCAAUAUUCAGCCUUAUCACGAGUUUCAUUUUCGCCCGGCAUCGUUCGCUUUUCUCUUUCCGCUUACGGGCGGAUGAAAAAAUUUCGGCUGAAUUUGUUUUCGGGCGAAACUCAGGAGAAGCCUGAUUAUUUUUAUGAAGAAGAGGAGGCCACUAAAAUAGUUAAGUUGAAAAAACCUUAUUCCGCAAAAAUAUUUCUUACAACCUUUCGACAGUUCAAAAAACCUUUCGAAAUUUUCACGAGAUUUCGUGCUUUUUGCCAGCCUUUGCCUUAACACCCCUAAUGCGUGGAGUAAAAAGUGAUUGCAUUUGUUUGAAAGAAGAACUGGAAUUUUCGCCCAAGUGUUUGCUGUUUCAUUUCCGUGAAAACUUACGCCAGACAGCCAACGCCAGACAGCCAGUAGCCCCCCAGGCUAUGUGUGCUAAAUGUACGUGUGUAUUUUGCCUGGCACUGCUCUAGAUGAACGUCAGUGCCAAAACUGGUU
Messenger RNA from Rhagoletis pomonella (apple maggot), 4810 nucleotides. RefSeq names its product ell-associated factor Eaf (gene Eaf). Gene Ontology annotation, molecular function: transcription elongation factor activity. The record is from RefSeq and is a predicted model, not a curated record. Bases 1318 to 2991 code for a protein of 557 amino acids. The transcript has 9 exons. Gene Ontology annotation, cellular component: super elongation complex. Gene Ontology annotation, biological process: positive regulation of DNA-templated transcription; regulation of transcription elongation by RNA polymerase II. Lineage: Eukaryota; Metazoa; Arthropoda; Insecta; Diptera; Tephritidae.